AUGCCAAGUGACGAAAUGAUCGACACAGAGGAUAUGGCGCAUCCGCAUGUUCCGUAUCGGAGGAGAACGAUGGCCACCGCCGAGUUCAAGGAGUUCAUUUCGACGAAGGGUUCGGAGCCGAAAGACUUUGGAAUCAAUCAUUCCAUUCCCGAUUGCGCCCCGCCAGCAACCUCAUCGCCAACGACGACAAGAAGAAUGUCAAUUGGAGAGUCAAUUAAUGGAAAGAUUUACGAUUGGGAGCAGCCAAGACUUGACAUCGAGGGAUUCGUGGUAAAUUUUUCAACAAACCUAUAUCUUUUCAUAACUGUUGUUUUUCAGGUUGACUACUUCUCGCAUCGAAUUAGGCAGAGUGGAUUCGAAUGGUUCGAUGCACCGAAUGUGCCAUCCGGAGUUCAGCCAGAACACGAGAUGAUGAGGGUGUUGGGAUCCAUCUUCGAGAAAAAGCACCGCGAACAGUUUGAUAACUUCGCAGAACAGCUCCUUGCAGUCCCCAGAAUAACGUUUUCAUUGUAUUCGGAAGUUGUCCAAGCCGUCGGAAAUUCGAGCGGUCCGUGUCCAAUGUCAUACGGACGCUUGGUACGAAAUAUCUUAAUCUUUCUGAUUCAUGUAAAGCUGAUUUUCAGAUAGGACUCAUUUCGUUCGGUGGAAUGCUCGCCUCGAGAAUGAUGGGCAAUCCAGAGUUGCAGGGACGAGUGAGAAACCUAUGGACGUAUACGGCGUUGUUCAUCAAGACACGUAUUCGACAGUCUUGGAAAGAACACAAUCGGAGCUGGGUAAGAGGAGAUAUUUGCAUAGACAUUAGCAGGCAAUGUCGGUGAGACGAAGAACCCUUGACUCGGCGGGAGGUGCCGUUCUCUUGGGUGUCUGUGAUCCGAUAAUUGCUGGGUUGGGAAAGUGAAGAGGGUUAUGUUAGAAAGGAGGGAGCAGAUGGGAACGUCUUCAAAUAUGUUUCUAUUCACGGGAAGAUAGGGAGCAAACAGAUUGUUUCAAUUGCAGGAAGAUUUCAUGAUCCUUGGAGCGAGCAUGAAGGCUGAAAACGAACGCGAAGAGCUGGAGAAACAACUACGAGAAAAGAAGAAGAACAGGAGAUGGUCGGUCGGAGCGGGAGUAGCUGCCGGCGCCAUUGGACUCGUCGGAAUAGUCGCAUUCGGAAGAAUCAUAUUCAGCUACAAGUAG
Caenorhabditis sp. 36 PRJEB53466 is the source of this 1176-nucleotide messenger RNA. NCBI's taxonomy places the organism in Eukaryota, Metazoa, Nematoda, Chromadorea, Rhabditida, Rhabditidae. The record is from the annotation of a GenBank genome assembly.